Racocetra fulgida is the source of this 179-nucleotide messenger RNA. The record is from the annotation of a GenBank genome assembly. Lineage: Eukaryota; Fungi; Glomeromycota; Glomeromycetes; Diversisporales; Gigasporaceae.
UGACCAAGAGGGAGAGGACCGACAAACAUUUAUUCAAAAUAACGAACGCCAAAGUGAUGGUUUCGAUGACCAUAUUAUACCAUUAGCCCUAACAGAGACACGAAGGCAUCCUACUCAUUUGGAGAAAGAAGUUACAUUUUAUAAUGGUCUUAAUCUAGUAUUUGCUGAAUAUUUGAAUC